UGACUAGGCUUGUCUCAAACUUUCCUCAACGAGUCUUCUCUCUCUCUCUCCCCAUGAAAAAUAGAGCCUGAGACACAAGUUGACGCUUAUCAGAGGACAGAGGGCAACAAGCUGGAGCAGAUAACAAGGUGUCCCAGAGUCUGGAGGAAGAGAGGAGAGGCACAGAAUCCUUUGCCGGUUGCCGGUUCGAUCCCCGACCAGUCCACCACAGCUGAAGUGCCCUUGAGCAACCCCUAACCCCUCACUGCUCCCCGAGCGCCGGUUGGGCAGGCAGCUCACUGCUCUGGGUUUGGUGCACGUAUUAUUGUGCUGAUGAUUAUGAGACGGCGCUGUCUCCUUAAACACCUGAAUACUGGCCAGAAGAAUGGAUGUCUCUGUGGGCUUUCUAGUGGUUUUGGUUAAAGUAAUACAAGGCUUCCAAAUCCAGAAUCUUUCCUCUGGUCCUCUGACGGCCCAGCUGGGAGGUUCUGUUCUGCUGCCCUGUUCUGUGGAGACCCCCUUACCUCUGGAGGAGCUGGAGGUGGAGUGGAGAAGAACAGACUCAGAUGUGCUGGUGCACCUGUUCCAGGAGGGAGAAGAGAGACCAGAGUCACAGGAUUAUGCCUACAGGGGAAGAGCCCACUUCCUCACUGUGGAAAUUUCACAAGGAGACUACUCCUUACUUCUGAGCAAUAUAUCACGAGGGGAUGUUGGAAUUUACAGUUGCAAAGUUUACACUGCCAAUGAGGCACACCAAAUCACAAUUGAUCUUAAAGGUGUUGAAUACUUGGUAGUGACUGGAACAGGUGCUGUUGCAGCUGCUGUGGGUGAAGAGGUUGUCCUGAACUGCACUGUGGACUCCCACAUCCCACCUGAGGAAAUGGAGGAGGUCGCCUGGAAGAGGACAGACAACGAGAUGGUAGUGCUUCGUUACCAGCAUGGCGAGGUCCUCGUCUCUUCAGAUGUACAGUAUCGAGGCAGAGCUGAGUUGUUCUCCACAGAAAUUUCCAAAGGCAACUUCUCCCUAAGAAUGAAGAGUGUCAGGACUGAAGACAAAGGGGAGUACAUCUGUGAAGCCCAUAGCGGGAGUCUGUCAGCCAACACAACUGUUGUACUGCACGAUUUGGGUCUCUCCUUUCUGCAUUAUCUUGUCUUGAUGUGCUGUGUUGCAUCCUUUGUGAUGAGCUGUGUAGCUGUUGUCCAUUUCAUGACCAGAGGCAGAGAUGAUAAUGUCUUGCCAGUGCAUUCCUUACUGGUUUUCAGUCCAAACGUGCUGUUAUUCAGUGGAUUCAUCUUGUGGGGAUCAGCUGGAGGGUUAUUUAGUGAGGCAGCUGCCUGCUCAGUGGUCAAUCUAACACGGAUCCCCUUGUUGCUUGCGAUUACUCCAUAUGUCGGCGCAGGUUCUUUCCAAAAACUGAUCGGAGGUGUGAGUGUCACUGUUGAACACACACUUAUUGCUGUGGUUGUAUACUCAGAUGCCUUCAAUCAGAGGUUACAAUGGAUCUCUCUGGGGAUUUUUGAUUCAAGCCACAUCAUAAAAAUAAGAGUGCAUGCCUAUUUUGGAUCAAUCAUUUUGUUCAGUUUCUGUGGACUCUGUGCAGAAAUAGAAGCCACAUAUCAGUUACCAUGCAUGCUUCCCAGGACUGAACCAGUGCCUAACUCUAAAAUGGAACCAUCAAAACCAAUCUGGACAUUUAUACUUCUGGAGAUAAGCAGCUGUUCUCAGAUGUUGUUUCUCGCUCUUAAAACUGGAGCAUUCUCCCAUGUGUUUAGGAAUUCAUUAAUAUGUAUCGCUGUGAUUUCAACAAUCAGUAUUGUACUAAUCUAUAGACUGGUAAGGAAGAAGCUGCAACAUCGGGGACGAUUAUGCUGGGCAGCAACCAUGGCUGCUUUGAUUCCAGCACGUUUUAUCAUAACCAUUUAUUUUGUUAGUCAUGUCCUGGAUGGAACUGAAGCCAUUUCACCUGGAGAAGGUGCAGGGCUUCUUUGUGCUUUUACUCUAUUAAAGAUGUUAGCAAAUCUCUCCUUGUCAAAGCAUCCAGAUAGCACACCUGAUAUACCACAAACCAUUGUAUAUAUGUUUGGAGCUACUAUUCUAAGUAUUUUAAAUUCAAUUGGUUUGACAACAAAAUUGCUCCUGACCUCAGUGGCAAGCAGAAGUGCCAAUCAAAAAGUACCUGAUCUUCGACUCCUCACCUUUCCAUCAGAAUGUCUCUUUGUGUUUGGGUGUUUUAUGCUGCAGAUACGUGAUUGCUGGACUUACGAAACCCGAACACAGAACAACUCAGAAAUGCAUGGAGACCUCAUACAGGACACAUCUGUCAAUCACGGGACAGAAGCUAUCACGUUAACUAAUUUGCACACUUCAGACCCUUCUGAGGUAAUCCUAGUACACAUACAGGCCUGAGAUAUAUUUUCCCAUGGUUUCAUCAUCAAGGUCCAUAGGGUGUCAAUUAUACAAAAAUGUGUACUAUUCUCAAAUACUGUAAAUACAAUAACUACUUUCAAUGUCUAAUCAUCUAUCUAAAUUAACCUAAUUCCAAUUAUUCACUUCACAGUAGAUGACAUGUUCUUUUAAUAGUGUGGUAUCUGCCCCACCUGAAGGUCUAAAUGGAAAGGGAGGAUGAGAGUAUUGUUGCAAAUUUGCAAUCUCACCAAUGUAGCUUUUGAAGACAGUUAUAAUGUGGUUUUGCACUCUCAGAUCGACUCAAAUAUGUUGGACACUUUUGGUAUAGAAAAGGCUCUAUUGUCUCCUUGAGCUCACUGAUAGAUGGACAAGUGAUGAAGCAUCUAAUGGACACAUUUUUGUUUUGUGUAUUACUUACACUUUUAACAAAUCAUCCCCUUAAUUGACAGCAAAUCUGUAUGUUUAUAGGUGAUCUGAGGAUCACAAUGAAGAGGCGAAUCAACCAAAUGUUCACCUGCAAAUCUGCAAGGAUUUAUAAUGUGAUCCAGACCACCAGCAAAUUUACAGAAGGUUCCUCAUUAUUCUUUGAAAAGACAAAAGAU
Messenger RNA from Sardina pilchardus (European sardine), 2988 nucleotides. RefSeq lists its product as uncharacterized. Bases 365 to 2386 code for a protein of 673 amino acids. Gene Ontology annotation, biological process: immune response; cell surface receptor signaling pathway; negative regulation of T cell proliferation. NCBI's taxonomy places the organism in Eukaryota, Metazoa, Chordata, Actinopteri, Clupeiformes, Clupeidae. The transcript has 20 exons. The record is from RefSeq and is a predicted model, not a curated record. Gene Ontology annotation, cellular component: external side of plasma membrane.